Leptosia nina is the source of this 1617-nucleotide messenger RNA. The record is from the annotation of a GenBank genome assembly. NCBI's taxonomy places the organism in Eukaryota, Metazoa, Arthropoda, Insecta, Lepidoptera, Pieridae.
AUGGCUCCUAAGGCAGCAGGAGACUCUGCAAAAGUAAAGAGUUCCUCAGUAUAUAAGGAUAAGAGUAAGCCGACCGAUAUUCGCCUUAGCAAUAUAAAUGCCGCAAAAGCUGUAUCUGAUGCUAUUAGGACAAGUCUUGGCCCUCGUGGCAUGGACAAAAUGAUUCAAGCGGCUAAUGGUGAAGUAACCAUAACAAAUGAUGGAGCCACCAUCUUGAAACAAAUGAAUGUUAUUCAUCCAGCUGCAAAAAUGUUGGUGGAAUUGUCACGUGCACAAGACAUAGAGGCAGGUGAUGGGACCACGUCUGUUGUUGUUGUGGCUGGUGCUCUCCUGGAUGCUGCUGAAAAACUUUUGCAAAAAGGAAUACAUCCUACAGUUAUUUCAGAUGGAUUUCAAAAAGCUCUACAAAUGGCUCUUCAGGUAAUUGAAAACAUGUCAACACCUGUAGAUUUAUCUAAUGAAGAUGUUCUACUGAAAGCAGCAGCAACAUCACUCAACUCAAAAGUGGUGUCACAGCACUCAACUAUUUUGGCCCCUAUUGCUGUUCAAGCUAUUCGUGCAGUCAUGGAACCCAUAGUAGGCGGAAUAGGCGCCCGCGUUGACUUACGAGAUGUAAAGGUGAUUGAACGCAUUGGAGGAACGGUGGAAGACACCGAGCUGAUACAAGGACUGGUCAUUGCUCAUCGGGCUGCUAAUGUUAACGGUCCGCACCGCAUUGAAAAGGCCAAAGUUGGUCUCAUUCAAUUUUGCAUUUCACCUCCCAAAACUGAUAUGGAUCACAAUGUGAUAGUGUCCGACUAUGCUGCAAUGGACCGUGUGUUAAAAGAAGAGCGUCAAUACAUUUUGAACAUUGUGAAACAAAUAAAGAAAGCGGGGUGUAAUGUUUUAUUAGUUCAGAAGUCCAUCUUGAGAGAUGCUCUUAGUGACUUAGCAGUGCACUUCUUAGAUAAAAUUAAAACAAUGGUUAUCAAGGACAUUGAACGAGAAGACAUUGAAUUUGUUUGUAAAACAUUAGGGUGUCGCCCUAUAGCCUCAUUAGACCAUUUCACAGCUGAAAAUCUUGUUAAUGUGGACUUAGUUGAAGAAGUUAGUGGAUCUGGCGGAAAAUACAUUAAGAUGACGGGAUGUCAAAGCGGUGGCCGCACGGUAUCGGUUGUAACCCGCGGUACAAGCAGCGCAGUAGUUGCGGAAGCCGCUCGUUCUCUACACGACGCUUUAUGUGCUGUACGCUGCGUUGCGAGGAGACCUGCAUUAUUGCCAGGUGGGGGCGCGCCGGAAGCUGCAGCAGCUGCUGCGCUCUCCAAGGCUGCGCUAGCCGCUCCAGGUGCUGAUCAUUAUUGUUUGCGUGCCUAUGCUGACGCUCUAGAAGUUAUACCAUCAACUCUUGCUGAAAAUGCGGGAUUAAACCCCAUAGAAACAGUGACCGAAUUACGAGCUGCACACGCAAGUGGUUCAGCUAGCGGAGCGGGUGUAAAUGUGCGGCGUGGGCGGGUCACUGACAUGCGUCACGAGCAUGUUCUUCAGCCAUUGCAUGUUACUGCUUCUGCGCUAGCACUCGCCACAGAGACUGUACGCGCCAUACUUAAAAUUGAUGACAUUGUGAACACCCUUAAUUAA